CCUCCCCGUCUAUCCCACCGUGUUGCUCCCUUCCCCAUUUCGCUGCUUUGUUUUCAUUGUGACUCUUUUGAUCAUGGCUGCUUAUUCUACCGAGGAACCGUUCCCUUUUCACGGGCUGCUCCCCAAAAAAGAGACCGGCGCCGCGUCUUAUCUCACCAGGUUCCCCGAGUACGAUGGCCGAGGUGUACUCAUCGCCAUUCUUGACACCGGUGUGGAUCCAGGGGCUCCGGGCAUGCAGGUCACAACAGAGGGGAAGCCAAAGAUUGUGGACAUCAUCGACACAACAGGUAGCGGUGACGUGAACAUGACCACGGUGGUGGAACCCAAAGAUGGAGCAGUCGCUGGCCUCUCUGGUAGAACGCUGAAGAUCCCUCCCGCCUGGGUCAAUCCAUCAGGGAAGUAUCGCAUUGGAGUUAAAAAUGGCUAUGAGUUCUUCCCUAAGGCUCUUAAAGAGAGAAUACAGAAAGAACGUAAGGAGAAAAUGUGGGACCCCCCGCACAGAGCGGCCCUUGCUGAGGUCAGUCGCAGGACAGAGGAGUUUGACCUCUCUCACCCAUCACCUUCACAGACGGAGAAGCUGCAGAAGGAGGAGCUUCAGAGUCAGUCAGAGCUGCUGGCAUCUCUAGAGAAGAAAUACAGUGACCCAGGUCCUGUGUAUGACUGUGUGCUUUGGCAUGACGGCGUCACAUGGAGGGCUGUAGUGGACACCUCAGAGAGCGGGGAAUUGUCACAGUGCACUGUACUCAGCUCCUACAGAGAGACUCAAGAGUACGCCUCUCUAGGAAAUGCUGAGAUGCUUAACUACUCCGUCAAUAUUUACGACGAGGGAAACACACUCUGCAUCGUCACCAGUGGAGGGGCUCAUGGGACACAUGUGGCAAGUAUUGCAGCAGGUUACUUCCCGGAAGAACCAGAGCGCAAUGGUGUUGCCCCUGGUGCCCAAAUCCUGGCUCUGAAGAUUGGAGACACCCGACUCAGCACCAUGGAAACAGGCACAGGCCUUAUUCGUGCGAUGAUUGAAGUGAUCAACCAUAAGUGUGACCUGGUAAACUACAGUUAUGGGGAAGCCACCCAUUGGCCGAAUUCAGGGAGGAUUUGCGAAGUCAUCACAGAGGCUGUGCAGAAACACGAUGUAAUAUUUGUGUCGAGUGCAGGAAACAAUGGGCCAUGCCUCUCCACGGUUGGCUGCCCUGGUGGAACCACCAGCAGUGUUAUAGGUGUGGGAGCUUAUGUGACCCCAGACAUGAUGGUGGCUGAAUAUUCCCUGAGGGAGAAGCUCCCGCCUAACCAGUACACCUGGUCGUCUAGGGGCCCCAGUACAGACGGGGCUCUGGGGGUCAGCAUCAGUGCUCCUGGGGGCGCCAUUGCAUCUGUACCCAACUGGACCCUUCGUGGUACCCAGCUGAUGAACGGCACAUCCAUGUCAUCCCCCAAUGCCUGUGGCGGCAUUGCAUUAAUCCUCUCAGGUCUGAAGCAGAACGGGAUCCGUCCCUCUGUUCCUGCUGUGAGGAGAGCGCUGGAGAACACAGCUCUGAAGGUUGAUGACAUCGAGGUGUUUGCACAGGGCCAUGGAAUUAUCCAGGUGGACAAGGCAUUAGACUACCUCACUCAGCAUGCCUCGUUACCCACAAGUCAACUGGGCUUCUCAGUAACUGUGGGAACACAGAGAGGUAUCUACCUCAGGGAUCCUGCUCAUGUUCUAGCACCCUCAGAUCAUGGAGUAGGAAUUGAACCCAUCUUCCCAGAGAACACAGGGAAUUCUGACAGAAUUUCCCUUCAGCUACACUUAGCCCUAACGUGUGCUGCCCCCUGGGUCCAGUGCCCCUCCCACCUAGAGCUGAUGAAUCAGUGUCGUCACGUUAAUGUCCGCAUCGAUCCCGUGGGCCUGAGAGAGGGACUGCACUAUACCGAGGUUUUAGGCUAUGAUACUGCAGUGCCGAGCUCUGGUCCCUUAUUCAGAGUCCCCAUCACCAUCAUUAUCCCCACCAAGGUGACUGAGAGUCGUAAUCAGGAGUUGUGUUUCACAGACAUCCACUUCAGACCAGGGCAGAUCAGACGCCACUUCAUCACUGUUCCUCAGGGUGCCUCCUGGGCAGAGAUCACACUGACCUCUCAUUCGGGGGAUGUGUCAUCGAAGUUUGUUCUCCAUGCGGUGCACCUGGUCAAGCAGAAAGCCUACAGAGCAAAUGAAUUUUACAAGUUCUCUUCGCUACUGGAAAAAGGCUCGCUUACUGAGGCUUUCCCUGUGCUGUCAGGUAGGAUAGUAGAGCUGUGUAUUGCACGCUGGUGGGCGAGCCUUGGUGACGUCACCGUUGACUACAGCAUCACGUUCCAUGGUCUCACCACCUCUCCCUCUCCCCUACACAUACAUGCAUCAGAGGGAGUGACGAGUUUUGAGGUAUUGUCACCUCUGAGGUAUGAAGAUGUGUCUCCUAGCAUCACCCUCAAGUCCUGGGUUCAGCCCCUCAGGCCAGUAAGCUCCAAGAUAAAAGCCCUGGGUGUGAGGGAUGUGCUCCCAAAUAACAGGCAACUCUACGAGAUUGUCCUCACCUACAGCUUUCACCAGCCCAAGAGUGGAGAAGUCACCCCUAGCUGUCCCAUGCUGUGUGAGCUGCUCUAUGAGUCUGAGUUUGACAGCCAGCUCUGGAUGCUGUUUGACCAGAAUAAGAGACUUCUGGGCUCAGGAGAUGCCUACCCACACCAGUAUUCUCUGAAACUGGAAAAGGGCGACUACACGCUGCGUCUGCAGGUGCGUCAUGAACAAUCCAGUGAGCUUGAACGCCUAAAGGAUCUGCCAUUUGUGGUCUCCCACCGUCUGUCCACCACGCUGACGCUAGAUGUGUAUGAGACACACCGCACCGCCCUCAUUGCCAAGAAGAAGGCCAACAGCGUCACCCUGUCCCCAGGGGCUACGCAGCCUUUUUACAUCACAUCCCUACCAGAUGACAAGAUCCCUAAGGGGACGAGUCCAGGGUGCUACCUUUCAGGCUCUCUCAUCGUUCCCAAGAGCGAGUAUGGCAAGAAAGCAGGGCAGGCCUCUGCAAAACGACAAGGAAAGUUUAAAAAGGAAAUUGUGCCAGUCAUCUACCACUUAAUCCCUGCACCCAACAAGUCAAAGAAUGGAGGGAAGGAGAAGGACAAGGAAGCAGAGAAAGAGAAAGAUGUGAAAGACGAGUUUGCAGAGGCCCUCAGAGACUUGAAGAUUCAGUGGAUGACAAAGUUGGACACCAGCACUCUUUAUGAUGAUCUGAAGGAAAACUACCCCUCUUACCUUCCACUACAUGUGCAGAGACUACACCAGUUGGAUUUAGAGAAGGAGCGUUUGAAACGUCUCGGGGAGGUGGUGUCAGCAGCUGACAUUGUUAUUUCCCACAUUGACCAGACAGCUCUGGCUGUCUACCUCACCAUGAAGACAGACCCGCGACCGGAUGCUGCUUCUAUCAAGAGUGAUAUGGAGAAGCAGAAGUCGUCUCUGCUGGAUGCUCUGUGCAGGAGGGGCUGCGCUCUGGCCGACCAUCUCCUGCUGCCGCCUGCGUCCCAGGACGGGGCCAGUGCUGUUGGCUCGGUGUCAGCAGCAGCCGAGGCGGCAGCGGACCAGGUGGGAAGCAGCUCCGAUGACACGGUGCACACCAUAGCCAAAACCCUCACAGACACUUUUUGGGAGGUGCAGAAGUGGGCGGAGCUGACUGAUUCUAAAGUGCUGACAUUUGCCUACAAACAUGCUUUAGUGAAUAAGAUGUACGGCCGAGCCUUGAAAUACGCCUCCAAGAUUGUAGAAGACAAGCCCAGCAAAGAAAAUAUGAAGAACUGCAUUCAGCUGAUGCGGCACCUAGGAUGGACACACUGUGCCACCUUCACUGAGAACUGGCUUCCCAUCAUGUACCCUGUAGACUACACACCAUUCUAGACACAGACACCACACACAUGCAUGCACAAGGCCACACACAGUCCAUACAAGGUCACUCCAGUUUCAUGUCCCUCAGGGUCACAUGAUCUAUGCAUCUGACCAACCAGCUGCCUCUCUUGAGAAUAGACUAAUGUUUUUAAGCAAGGCAUGGUGAGUCACCAAAAUGAAGGAAAAACCUGAGUGUAAAACGAGAGUACAUUUUAAGAAUGUGAGGUUGCAUUCCCCUUGACAAAGAGCACUCGAACCCUUUAGAAGGCAGUAGCGUCUCAGAGCAUUUCAAGGUGGCCAUUGACCAGCCUGGUGAGCAUCAGGAUACUGUAACACACAGCAUGGCCGUCUGAGUGGCUCAACCUCUGUGUAUUCAAACGCCUACAUUAGCAAAAGGGCAAGUGAUUGAAUUUCUCUCACUUAAAUUGUUUUGUUUGUGUCUGAAUCUCUGUCAAGGCACAUUGAAACUGUAACUCGGUGCUUUCUUGGUCAGGUGUUUCCUUUAUUCUGGUGUCGUCUGCAGAUUUUGAGGCUUCAACAUCCACUCAUACUCCGCUGUCUCAGACUCCAUGUCUCAUUCAUAUAAGUAACCUCAUUGUAUGUGUACUGUACCAGGGCCUGUGUGGAUACUAGGCAUGCAUCCCAAAUUUAAAAGAAAAACAACAAAAUCAAAUAAGAACUGUCACCUCCCACCUACUCACCAUCAAUAAAAAAGACACUACAGCUGGCCAUACAGCUGGUUCAAUAUGAAGACAAGGAGGACACGCUGCUGUACAGUGUUUGGACACAACUUCACACAAAGUCUGCCUGCUCACCUGAUUUUAAAAAGAGAUUUUGGUAAAACUAGCACAUUUUUUUUUUAAAUCUCAGCCAUCUUUGCUGAUGUGAAAUGUUAAUGCUGUAAAAUUCACCAUUUCAAAACAUUGAGGUGCCCUUCUCCUUGUAUUUCACCUGUUCACAUGGAAACUUCUUGCAGAAAAGUGGCACAUGGCCUUUUUUCCGCAGGAAGCAGCAGAAUCUGUGGUGCAGGGGUCCUCCUUAUUACAGUGCAACUGGUCGCUUAUCGUCAUUUCACUCAUCUGCCUUUGGUGGCCGUUUGGUUUUAAGGGUCAUAUCAACAGCACGAUGUGUCCAUGCACCAUGUGCCAGCCAUCAGUGACUGUAAGGAUUGAGGAACGCUAAGCCGCCACCAUCCCUCACUUGGCUUCCACUUGCUUUCAGAGGCACGAGCCCACCAGCUCAUACUGCUGAGUUUGCCUAACAAGCAGUUACUUAAGCCACACAUUUGACCACGAUUUACAGACCUUGCUGUCUAGACUGAGGGUAUUUUAGUUCUGUUCAGUUGUGGAUGGCAAUGGAUAAAUUUCAUUGUGAAACAUUCACUCAGUAUUAGAAAUAUUUCUCUGCAGCAUUCAAAAUGUUGCAGUUGUACACAGUGUCGUUAAAUAAUGUACAUACACACGUAACACAAUAUAAAGAUGCAAUAUAAGUAUAUAAUACAAAUAUUCUCAUUGAUGUAUUUUGCAUAUAUGCAUGUCUUCUAGGAUGUAAGGAGAAAACAUAGUUUUAUUUGGAAGCAGAUUUUAGUUUGUUUCAAUUUGGGAAAAAAAAGAUUUUUAACCCCCUACAAUAUUCUGAAAGACCUAAUGUCAUUAUUUUCAUGGGUGUGUGUUUGUGUAUGACUUUAUGUAUACUUGUGAGCAUAUUUGUGUAACUGAAUGUUUCCUCACCACUGAACUGAAAGUGUCAUAAGCCAGUUAGCAGAUAUACAUAGUGUGUGUGUGGGUGUGGGUGUGUGUGUGUGUGUGUGUAUAUGUACGCCUGUAAAGCAUGAGUUUUUGUUUUUUGUUUUUAGACACCUUAUUUACAUUAAAAUAUAUGACCUGAAUACUGUAAAGAACUAAGAUACAUGGAUGUAUGAUUUGUAAUGCCAUGUAUGCAGAAGGGCAUCGUGUGGUGUGUAUUCGUGUAGUGAAGCUGAACAGGGCGGUUCUGCACACCCUCACAUAUUCGCUAAGGCUAUCAGGUUGCUUUAUGGUCCUAAGUAAACAAGAGCUGCAAGCAAUAUAUGACCGUUGUAGUUUAAAUCAGUGGUUCUCAACCUUUUUGGCUUGUGAUCCCUUACAGCAAAGUGAUACCUGCUCAGGUCACGUGCUGCAUGUGCAGCAUAUUGACCAAAGAAUGAUUUUGCCUUUUCAGAUUGUUUCAUUUGAUUAUUGGAAGAGACAGAGAGGCUGUCAACUAUUCAGUGUUGCACGUGGAAAAAUUAUAGAAAAAUCAGGGAAAACAGAUGUAACUUUUUUAUAGCUGAAGGUUUUUGUAUCCUAUAAUUCAUUUUGUGAACCCCAGGUUGAGAACCAGUGGUUUAGAUUGUAAUGGUUCUGUUAAGGAGUCAGGAACAUUUUUCCUGGCAUGGUUCAAGUCCUCUCAGCGGUCCCAGGACAGUUGAGGAAGAUAUGCUUGAGAGUACACAGGGUCAUGGUCACUUUCAUUCUAAGGCCUUUCCUCUCUGACCUGGCAGAAAUAGUCUUUUCUGGGAUGACAGAAACAUAGAAACUGAGCCGUUUGAUAGACAUGAGGAAAAAAAAAACAUUCAUAUGCUGUGUUUCCAGUCACCGCAUCAUAUUUCAACCCCAGUUAACCCCGAGUAGCAACACUUUACUUAGAUCUUUUAUGUUGCUUCUGCUGUUUUCAGCCGGUUGGGAGUCUGUUAAGGGGUUUACUCAAGUUUGUUGGGUUUGGAUUUCAGCUAAGUUGUCGCUUGUAACCCUCCAAAUGUCUACCAAUGGUUAUUUCUAGUGGUAGACCUCUAGACCUCUCCCUGUAAAUCUUCUCUUUUCUCUUGCUUCUUCCCUUCUGUUCCUCUCUCCCUCUCUCCCAUAUUUGGGAUUUGGUUCAGACCUAAAUCAAGUUCAGGGUUCAGCUGUCUGUGCGUUGCCAAUGACAGUUUUCCGAAAAUGGCCUUAACUUUCACCACAGGACUGUACCGUCCAUUUUUUGGCACCAAACCGUUCUCACUAUCUCUAUCACUCUCAUUCUACUGGUGUCAGAAAGACUAAAGAAAUAUUUCUGGAUGCCUAGUAUUUAUAUUUAGUCAUAAAACAUAGUAAAUGCCAAUAUUUUACAGAAUGUUAUGAGUUAAACGUUGUAUGUUCUUAGUAUUGUUUUAUAACCAUUCUUCCUUGAUGGCAUAUGGAGAAGACCCCAGCUACCGUCACACUAUUUUGUGAUCGCAUACAUGGAACUAUGUCACAAACAAGGAAAAUGACACUGAAUAAAAAUGGUUUGGAAGAA
Molecule: messenger RNA, 7189 nt
Organism: Myripristis murdjan (pinecone soldierfish)
Lineage: Eukaryota; Metazoa; Chordata; Actinopteri; Holocentriformes; Holocentridae
Gene: tpp2
Product: tripeptidyl peptidase 2
Exons: 29
Coding region: 74-3907 (1277 amino acids)
Biological process (GO): proteolysis
Cellular component (GO): cytosol
Molecular function (GO): serine-type endopeptidase activity; tripeptidyl-peptidase activity
Source: RefSeq, a predicted model, not a curated record